Molecule: messenger RNA, 879 nt
Organism: Closterium sp. Naga37s-1
Lineage: Eukaryota; Viridiplantae; Streptophyta; Zygnematophyceae; Desmidiales; Closteriaceae
Source: the annotation of a GenBank genome assembly
AUGCCCGUGCUGUCCGCUCGUGUUCCACGUGCCCGUGCUGUCCGUACCCGGUUGUGCCCCACCCGUUUCACCCGUGCGUCCCGUGCUUCCCGUGCUGCCCCCGUGCUCCUGUGCUGCCCCCGUGCUCCCGUGCUGCCCCCGUGUUCCCGUGCUGCUCCCGUGCUGUCUCCGUGUUCCCGUGCUGCCCCCGUGUUCCCAUGCUGCCCCCGUGCUGCCCCGUUCUGCCUGUGUCGUGCCCGUUUCCGUGCCGUGUUGCCCCGUUCAGCCCUUGUCCUGCCCCGUUCUGCCUGUGCUGCCCCGUUGUCCCCGUGUUGCCCCGUUCUGCCCGUGUUGCCCCGUUCAGCCCGUGUCCUGCCCCGCUCUGCCCGUGUUGCCCCGUUCUGCCCAUGUUGCCCCGUUCAGCCCGUGUCUUGCCCCGUUCAGCCCGUGUCCUGCCCCGUUCUGCCCGUGUUGCCCCGUUCAGCCCGUGUUGCCCCGUUCUGCCCGUGUUGCCCCGCUCAGCCCUCCGUGUCCUGCCCCGUUCUGCCCGUGUUGCCCUGUUCUGCCCGUGCUGCCCCGCUCUGCCCGUUUGUGCCCUACCCGUGCUGUCCGUACCCGUUGGUGCCCCACCCGUGCUGUCAGUUCUCGCUCUCGCCCCACCCGGUCUGUGCUGCCCGGUCUCGUGCUGCUCGUCACCCCCGUGCGGCCCGUCCCGUACAGCACCUAGUUGCUACCCGAACCCGCUACCCGUACCCGUGCUCCUCGCACACCGUGCACCAGCUGCGGGGCGUUCAACCGCAGCCGGGCACCUGUUCCACCGCGGUGGUUCAGAUGCUGCUUGGUGGUUGCUGCUUGUCAGCUUCAGAGGGGGCCCCUUGCUGGUGUUCCCACGCCCUGUAA